UCUUCAAGAUUUCUGGUUUCAUUUAUUUGUUUGUUUUCUCUCACACAGGUGGCUGGCUUUACGUUUGGAGUUUGUUGGCAACUGUGUGGUGUUUUUUGCAGCACUAUUUGCUGUUAUUGGUCGUGAGUCUUUAAAUCCAGGCAUUGUGGGAUUGUCCAUUACAUAUGCUUUGCAGAUCACACAAUCAUUGAACUAUAUGGUGAGGAUGACCAGUGAGUUGGAAACCAAUAUUGUGGCAGUGGAACGAGUGAAAGAAUAUUCAGAAGAGGAACGAGAGGCUGCUCCCAUCAUCCACAAUAAUCGUCCAGACCAGGAUUGGCCAGAGAAAGGUGAAGUAAUGUUUGUAGACUACAGUUUGCGGUAUCGUAAUGGGUUGGAUCUGGUGAUAAAGAAUAUAAGUGUAACUAUCCAACCAGGUGAAAGG
Molecule: messenger RNA, 424 nt
Organism: Saccoglossus kowalevskii
Lineage: Eukaryota; Metazoa; Hemichordata; Enteropneusta; Harrimaniidae
Product: canalicular multispecific organic anion transporter 2-like
Source: RefSeq, a predicted model, not a curated record